Rhodotorula toruloides NP11 is the source of this 930-nucleotide messenger RNA. RefSeq names its product mitochondrion NAD(P)-binding protein. NCBI's taxonomy places the organism in Eukaryota, Fungi, Basidiomycota, Microbotryomycetes, Sporidiobolales, Sporidiobolaceae. The record is from RefSeq and is a predicted model, not a curated record. Gene Ontology annotation, molecular function: protein-containing complex binding. Gene Ontology annotation, cellular component: mitochondrion. The transcript has 4 exons. Bases 1 to 930 code for a protein of 309 amino acids.
AUGAAGAUUUGCAUCUUCGGCGGAAACGGUUUCGUUGGCGCCGCAGUCGCGCGCAAGGCCGUCGCGCGCGGCUGGAAGGUCGUCAGCGUGAGCCGAAGCGGCACACCUUUCGCAACGCCUGCCGGACACGCGCCUGCAUGGGUCAACGAUGUGGAAUGGAGGAAGGGCUCUGCUUUCGACGCCGCAACAUACGACUCGAUCCUUCCGUCUUGCGAUGGUCUCGUAACAACUCUAGGCGCGCUUUUCGAGUCUGACUAUAAGGAUGAGGGGCUUGCGCGGCCGUUAUCGGUUUUGAGGGCGAUUGCGGAGAACGCGACGGGCUCAAGAGGAAAUCCGCUCGCUGUGAGCAAGGAGAAGUCAUAUGAGCGACUGAAUCGGGAUUCAGCGAUUGACUUGUUCGAAGCGUUUCGCCAUUCGCGCUCGCCGUCUGUCAACACGACCCUGCCCCCGUUCGUCUUCAUAUCUGCCGAGGACAUCUUCCGACCGUUCGUACCCGAGCGAUACAUCAAGACGAAGCGCGAAGCGGAGCACCAGAUCUGGAGCAGGACGCACGAAGACGCUGAGCGGCCGCGAGUCCGACCAAUCUUUGUGCGACCAAGCUUGAUGUACCACCCACACUUGAAUCCCCCCUCGACCCUCCCUGCAACCCUCCUGGAAGCCUCCGCCAAACUUCAUGCGCUCAUCCCGCCUGCCCUCCGCCUCGUUCCAUCACCUCCGCCCUCGCCGAUCCCAACGACCGAGAUACCGCCAGCAUACGCCUCUCUCGCGUCCCUCAUGUCGAUCCCGCCAAUCCACGUCGACGCAGUCGGAGAUGCAGUGUGUCAAGCGAUGGCAAGUCCUGACGUCGAGGGUGUCGUGGACGUGCAGCGCAUGCGGGAUAUGCUCGGCUUCGAUCCUCUCGGGUGGAGUGCACGACGGUCGGCGGUCUAG